Messenger RNA from Daldinia childiae, 1179 nucleotides. Its product is annotated as N-alpha-acetyltransferase 50. The record is from RefSeq and is a predicted model, not a curated record. Gene Ontology annotation, cellular component: NatA complex. The transcript has a single exon. Gene Ontology annotation, biological process: mitotic sister chromatid cohesion. Bases 1 to 1179 code for a protein of 392 amino acids. NCBI's taxonomy places the organism in Eukaryota, Fungi, Ascomycota, Sordariomycetes, Xylariales, Hypoxylaceae. Gene Ontology annotation, molecular function: acyltransferase activity, transferring groups other than amino-acyl groups.
AUGUCUUUUCCCUCUACUAACGCCAAUGGGCAAUCUUCAAUCCGAAAUUUCUUCCAGCCCAAGACGCCAUCAUACGUUCAGCCCCCCGCCGUCUCCCGGACACAGGCAGCACCUCUUGUUCCUCCACCGCCGCCGUCGGUAGCCGCCGCCCCUUCUCCAACAAUUGAACAGAAUGGCCCGAGAUCACCGCUGUCGCCAGUCCCCACGACCGCACUAUCAACAAGACCGCCGUCCCUUCAUCCCCAAGCGACUAUCUCACCAAUUCUACCCGAACACGUUCCUGCUCUACGACGCAUAACCUCUCUCCUCCUACCUGUCAACUACCCCGAUUCCUUUUACGCACGUCUCUCCGACCCGCUCUCCUCCGGCGCAUUUAGCCGUGUGGUUCUCUGGUCUGACCCGUCCGACUCCAAUGGCAGUCCUAAAGUCGUUGGGGGUCUAGUCUGCCGGCCCGAGCCGUCCCCGUUUACGUCCUCGUCCUCGAGGAAGCCAUCAUCGCAACCUAUCACACCUUCCUCCCAACCCAACGCGCUAUAUAUCCAAUCUUUAGUCCUACUCUCGCCGUACCGGCAGCAGGGGCUCGCUGCGGCGCUGCUAGACGAUGUGGUGCGGGCCGCAGUCACGAGCCCUUUCGCCUGUGAGGAGGUGUAUGCGCACGUGUGGACUGAUAACGAGGACGGAUUGCGCUGGUACCUUGCGCGCGGCUUUACCAAGCACGGCCAAGUGAACGGUUAUUACUUCAAGCUACGACCCGACAGCGCCUGGAUCGUGAGGCGUAAUAUUGGCCCCGUUACCUCAGCUCUAGGAUUGAACGGUGCAGCGGCAUCAAGUAGCACGGGAAUGGGAACAACGAUUCCGCCGAGUACCACGGCCGCAGCGGCCAAUCUUCUAAGCCAGCAGGCUCCGACGCCGCCAGCUAUAGUAGCUACUUCGGGGACGGGUACACUCUCAGCGCCGCCUAGGAGCAACGGACCCUCGCCAAACCGCGGUCCCGGUGCCGGAGGAUUGUCAUUUCAGAACGCGCGGCCAGAGAUGGAGUGGAACGACUUACCAGCAGACAUGCACGGCUCGCGCGCUGCAGUCAGCGGCCCAGCCAGUAACGCAAGUUCGCGGAGUAGCUCUACAGCACCACGAAAGAAGAAGGACCGCGCAUACCCAGCUGCUGCCUUCGGCAAGUAG